Messenger RNA from Lucilia sericata (common green bottle fly), 1819 nucleotides. Its product is annotated as pre-mRNA-splicing factor 38B. The transcript has 7 exons. Bases 257 to 1381 code for a protein of 374 amino acids. Gene Ontology annotation, cellular component: precatalytic spliceosome. The record is from RefSeq and is a predicted model, not a curated record. NCBI's taxonomy places the organism in Eukaryota, Metazoa, Arthropoda, Insecta, Diptera, Calliphoridae.
UCGUUAAAAAGAAAUCAGCUAAAUCAGCACACUGAAUAAAAGACGCAGCUGUCUGACGUCUCGGUACUGAAAAAUUCGCGUUUUCUUCUGUAAAAUUUGUCUGCAAUAAAGUUAAAUAUUUCAGUAAAAAGCGAAAGCAUUUCUUGGAAAAGUUUGCUCACGCCGCUGAAAACGUUUGCCGAUGAAAAUUUGUUAAACAUUUGUUUUCUGAUUUGUUAAUUAGUUGUUAAAAAUAUAGAAAGUUUUUUGAAUCAUUAUGGAAGAAGACCAUCAGGCAUCCUCUUCUCAGUCGGCUGCUAAAAAGGUGGGCAAACAACACAACACUUUGCCAUUAUGGGGAAAUGAGUCCACCAUGAAUUUGAAUCCUUUGAUAUUGGCCAAUAUUCAAAGUUCAAGUUACUUUAAAGUGCAUUUAUUCAAACUUAAGACAUACCAUGAGGUGGUGGAUGAAAUAUAUUAUCAAGUCAAACAUAUGGAACCUUGGGAAAGAGGCUCUCGGAAGACCAGUGGCCAAACCGGCAUGUGUGGCGGUGUUAGAGGAGUUGGAGCUGGAGGUAUUGUUUCGACAGCCUAUUGUUUGCUAUAUAAGUUGUAUACGUUACGUUUGACUCGUAAGCAAGUUAAUGGUUUAAUAAAUCAUACUGAUUCCCCCUAUAUAAGGGCUUUAGGUUUUAUGUACUUACGUUAUACUCAACCACCGGCUGAUUUAUACGACUGGUAUGAAGAUUAUCUACAAGAUGAAGAGGAAAUUGACGUUAAAGCCGGUGGUGGACAGACAAUAACCAUGGGUCAAAUGGUUUAUCAAUUUUUAACAAAAUUGGAUUGGUUUUCAACAUUGUUUCCUAGAAUUCCGGUACCGAUACAAAAACAAAUUGAAAAGAAAAUUGAACAAUAUUGCCGAGAAAAUAAUGUGACUGUUCAUCAGUUGAGUUCUGGUCCGAAUAUAGCUGCCACUAAUACUCGUGCCAAUAGAGCAGAUUUUGAGCCAGAAGCAGAAGGUCACGCAGACGUUCAAGAGCGUUGGCGCAGUAAAGCAGCAGUGUCGAAUUACCGUGGAGAACAUGAUGACCGCGGUGAUUAUAGAACAUCUUCCAGCAGGGACUAUCGUGAGCAUCGCGAUUAUAAAUCCAAGCGUUAUGAGGAAAGAUAUUCUUCGCCUGAAAGUGUUUAUCGCGGUACAAGCAGGGAACGGGAGCGUUACAGAGAAAAGCACAAAAAAAAGCAUAAACAUAAGCACCAUUCCCGAAGCCGAAGCCGUUCCCGUAGUAGGUCACAUUCACGUUCACACUCUGACCGAAAAAGAAAUGAACGUGAUCAUCAUCACCAUCACCGCUCAAAGGGAUACAGCGACGGUUAUCCCGAAGACAGACGCUAUCGAUGAACUCAAUUGAAUUACACUCAUCAACUAAAGACUUUUAAGGAUUUUUCUGUUCUUAAAUAUAUUUGUUUUAGAUACAUUAUUCAACUACCUCCUUCCUAACGAAUAGCUAUUCUAAACAUUAUAGAAUAUAUCAAUUCGAAUAAGGAGUAGUGCCAAUUAUGACCUUGUUUUCUAUUUUAAGCAUAAAACAGCACAACAAACAGCAUGUCUUAAACUAAGAUUUAAAUAUUUUUUGUCUAUUUUCUAUUUUAAAAUCAUUGUUAAACUCAGGUGAAUAAUAAGUCAAACAGAAUUGUUUUUGUUUGCUACAAAUUAAAUAUUGCUAAUAUGUACUUUGUUAUACACCCCAUCUCCCCACAUAAAUAGUUGCCGAAUAAUAUUUAAAUAAUAAUAUCAAUUGUAUGUGAACGUUAGAAAUAAACUUGAAACUGAAUAUGA